UUCCAUUUAUCUAUCCAUCACAUUCUCACUUGCUCUUCAUCCAGAUCCCAUCCCAUAAUUGAACCAGCCAAUUAACAUUUCUUAAUCCCAUAUCUUAAUCACCCAUCUUAAUAUAAAUACACAGCUACUUGAUUAGCAAAACUAGUAAACAAACCUGCAAUCAUUUCAUUUCUUGCCUUUUGCAUUAGAAAUGGGAACUGGUUGGAGAAGAGCUUUUUGCACAACAAUCCCAAGAGAUCCCCAAGCCACAACCUCAUCAUCAUCAUCAUCACUAGAUAAUAACAAUAACAAGACUCAUUAUCAUGUUGUUCAUGGCCCAGAUGAUUCUAUUAGUCCUGCACCAACCCCAAGAAGCUUUUCUAAGCUAGGAGCUAUUUUCUCCGGUGGACUUGGCAGUAGUAGUAACCCUUCUACGCCGCGGCUCCGUGUCAAGACCACCACGAGAUCAUCGUCAUUCACGUCCUCCACGGCGGCUACGCCGGUUAAGAAAGACACCACCCCGAAACUACGGUGCAAAACCAUGCCCAACACGCCGACUUCUAAAUCUUUGAAAAUACCGUCAGCUAAUCAUGGUUCUUCCAACCCUUCCUCUCCUAGAUCCCCUUUCUCCAUCUUCAAGAACUCCCUCCGUCUAUCUCGGAAUAAUUGUGGAGUGUGUAUGCAGAGUGUGAAAAGUGGACAAAAAACGGCGAUUUUCACAUCAGAGUGCUCCCAUUCUUUUCACUUUCCGUGCAUAUCAAACCACCUGAGGAACCAAAACUCCCUGUUUUGCCCUGUAUGUAACGCAGCCUGGAAAGACGCAAUUCCAUUACUUUCGAUACAUCAACCACAACAGCCUCCGCAGGUAGAAAAAAAUAACAACCUGAUCUUCAAAACACCAACUUACAACGACGAUGAGCCGCUUAUUUCCACCGUAUCAUCCAUCAAUUCCAUCCCAGAAAUUCUAGAAAACGACGAUGAAAUCGAAGAGUUCAAGGGCUUUUUCGUAAAUCCAGUGUCCUCGUCUAUUUCAAUCAACAAUGCGAAAGUCGAAACGAGAUUGCUCCCCGAAGUUGCUGUUAUUUCUACAUGUCACACACACGAGACAUACGUCGUCGUUUUGAAAAUCAAAGCGCCUCCGCCUCGUGUUAACGGUGUUGCGCAGGCGAGGCGUGCGCCAAUCGAUUUGGUCUCGGUGCUUGAUAUCGGAGGUAGCAUGACGCGCACGAAGCUAGACAUGAUGAAACGCGCCAUGCAUUUAGUCGUGUCUUCACUCGGCUCGGCUGAUCGGCUCUCAAUCAUAGCUUUCUCAGCCACGGCUAAGCGGCUCAUGCCGCUUAAAGGAAUGACAUCACAAGGUCAACGAUCAGCUCGGCGAGUCAUAGACCGAUUAGAUUUGCACAGCGGAAGCUGCGCUGGUGAUGCGUUACGCCAAGCCACUAAAAUACUCGAAGAUCGGCGCGAGAGAAAUCCGGUGGCUAGUGUCAUGUUAUUAUCUGAUGGUCAGGAUGACCAACCGCGACAAGAUAAUAAUUCUAAUAAUCGCCCUGUUGCGAAUCACGGGUCCUCGACGCGGUUUGCUCACGUCGAGAUUCCCGUUCACUCGGCUGGCUACAGUCACGAGCCAGCCGAGGACGCAUUUGCUAAAUGCGUCGGAGGAUUAUUGAGUGUCGUUGUACAAGAUUUGCGUGUUCGAGUCGGUUUCGCGUCGGGUUCUGAUCCAGCUGAAAUUUGCGCUGUUUAUCCUUGCAAUCGUCCAUCAGUCUUUACCUCAGGUUUGAUCCGGAUCGGAGAUUUGUACGCGGAGGAAGAGAGGGAGCUGCUGUUAGAACUGCGGGUCCCGAUUACAAGCAACGAGGGCCACCACGUGCUAUCCGUUUGUUGUUCUUACAAGGACCCAGCGACACAGGAGAUAAUACAUGGUACAGAUCAGCCUCUCCUUGUGCCAAAGCCACAAGCAUUUAGAUCCUCAAUUCCUAAGAUCCAAAGGCUAAGGAAUUUUUUCAUUACUACGAGAGCAAUUGCCGAGUCUCGGCGUUUAAUUGAGCUAAACGAAAUGUCUAGCGCCGUGCAGCUCCUGGCUUCGAGCCGGGAGCUGCUGGUGCAAUCGGGUUGUCUAGGGGAGGAGUAUGUUCCGAAAUUGGAAGCGGAAUUAUCGGAAAUAAGGUGGCGGAAGGAGGUCGAGGAGGAGGUGAUGCAACGGCGACAAAGGAUGGGGGAGGAGAAGGAGGAUCGGCUACCUAAGGUGUCUUGUGCGAAGAAGUCUACUAAGAGAGUGAGCGAUUUGCAUGGUUUCGAAAAUGCAAGGUUUUGAGCAACUUUGUACUCUCACUUCAAUCACUAGCUUUAUUACUUUUCUAGUUAACCAUAAGUGAAUUGUGUAGUUAAUUACUUACAGUUACGGACUGUAAUAAUCCCUUUUCUAAAGUAGUACUAGUACUUGGCUUUUGAGUA
Daucus carota subsp. sativus is the source of this 2433-nucleotide messenger RNA. Its product is annotated as E3 ubiquitin-protein ligase WAV3. The record is from RefSeq and is a predicted model, not a curated record. Bases 191 to 2293 code for a protein of 700 amino acids. The transcript is spliced from 3 exons. NCBI's taxonomy places the organism in Eukaryota, Viridiplantae, Streptophyta, Magnoliopsida, Apiales, Apiaceae.